AUGGAUCCGUCUGCCAGCGCGGAAAACGCAGCUAACGACUCUAGUUUGGAGCCCUACCCGCCUACAUUCGCGAUCAGGCUGAGCCAAAGCGGAGAUUCCGAGGCAAAUUUCCGGACCGAAGACGACCCAGAGGAUCCAGACCAACGGUCGAACGUUAUUCAACGACGGGGAAUUUUCUACGCUGAUUGUUUCUGCACGGACAUUGUUCACGGAUACUAUUCCGCCGAUCCCAAUAGCAACGACCUCGCCAGUGUUAUCGUCCUCAAAUUUCGCUUCGAGCCACUCGAGCAAAAUCACCGCAUAAAGAAAGUAGAUAUCCAGGUCACCUUCUUGCCCAAAAAUAACGAGGGCUGCGAGCCAUGGAUUGACAGAAUGCAUCCCGAGGGCUUCUUCAGCGUUCAGCCGACGACGCAGCGCGAGACGGUGAACACAUCAGCUGGUGGUAAAGUUGGUGCAAAUGCGACAGGGGUAGAGGUCGGAGCCGAGUUGAAGCGCGAAAAGACAGUGGAAAGAGACACCUCUGAUGCAACAACCGUGCAAGGCUUCAUCCUCACCGAGGGUCGCAACUAUGGCAAACCCAACAGCGUAUCAUGGAUUUUGCGAGAAAACAAAACCACCAAGACUGGAGUGCCAACGAGCAUGCAGGCCGCCAUCUUGCUAAAGCGCAUCGAUUUGUCAAAGUUCCAGGCCCACUUCACUUUGAAGAUCUAUCCGAAUUGGCUGGCCACAGCCUUAUCUUUUAUGAAGUCCAAUCCCAGGGACGAUCCUGUCACUUUUGACCCACGGAGAAAGCCGACAAACAGGCUGCAGGUGUACGACACUGAUGAUCUGGGGAAUCCAGAGAAACUGAAGCUGAAAGACCUGUCUGAUGUUACUGUUACAACCAUUGUUAACGAUGCCGUCAAACAAAAGAAGCCAGAGAACAAGUGA
Messenger RNA from Cladophialophora psammophila CBS 110553, 930 nucleotides. RefSeq lists its product as uncharacterized. Bases 1 to 930 code for a protein of 309 amino acids. The record is from RefSeq and is a predicted model, not a curated record. Lineage: Eukaryota; Fungi; Ascomycota; Eurotiomycetes; Chaetothyriales; Herpotrichiellaceae. The transcript has a single exon.